This is a messenger RNA of Cylas formicarius (sweet potato weevil), 2820 nucleotides long. RefSeq names its product dendritic arbor reduction protein 1-like. Bases 279 to 1562 code for a protein of 427 amino acids. Lineage: Eukaryota; Metazoa; Arthropoda; Insecta; Coleoptera; Brentidae. Gene Ontology annotation, biological process: regulation of transcription by RNA polymerase II. Gene Ontology annotation, molecular function: DNA-binding transcription factor activity, RNA polymerase II-specific; RNA polymerase II cis-regulatory region sequence-specific DNA binding. The transcript has 6 exons. The record is from RefSeq and is a predicted model, not a curated record.
GUGGCAGAGUUGAACCGCGAGGAACAACUGCACCGACCAACCGCGGACUGUGGACUGCCACAAGGAUCUGUCUCCGGCCCCUCAUCACUCCCUCUCCGCAUACAUUAUGUUUACGCUCCACCAAUAAACGUAAUAAUUAUAGGCGCGUAAACGUUCCACGUAUAGUCGCUAGUUUCGACACGUUUUUUUGUUGAUAUUUUUGGAAAUCGCUCUGAAAAAUGAAAAUUGCUCGUUUUUGAGUGAGAGUGCGGUGUGCGAGACCCCUUUUCGGGGGUACUAUGGAUACAGGGGCGUGUUGCGUGGCCCCUUCGCUAGAUACUUCUUCGACGGAGGAUCAGAUCGUGCCGGUUCAGGGCGAGUACUGGAGUCACUGCCAGAAUAACAACCCGCAGCCACUGUUGGACGCGUUGAUACUUCAAAUGCAGACCAGCGACCUGGACAAUUUCCUCUGCAAGCAAGAAUGGGAACGGCGGCUCGAGGAGGAGCUGGAGAAGCCGCGGCGCGAGUCCGCGUCGCAGAUAGACGAUUUUUUCGAUCCGGCAGCGGCGGGAAUCACGAUCCACCACGGGCGCCAUCAGCAGCAGGGAGGCAUGAGUUACGUUUCGAUGCGCACCUUGCCCGGGACCGACGACGACGUCUUCCUCAGGCCGCCGCUAUGGGAGGACAUCGCCAGCAGUAUCCAAAACAUCGAUCCAGAGAACGCCAAUAUGUUGGGCGUCGGUCAUAUCAAAAUGGAGACCGCGGACGAACUGUCGGCCGCGUGUCAGCCGACUCCCUCACCCCUACUGUCGCCGCUCGAAAUUAAGACAGAGAAGGUCUUGCAGCCUCCUGGUCCCACGCUGCACUUGAUGGCGACGCCGGCCAGUCCUUACGGUCAGCAGCCGACCACGACCACCACCAACAGUCCUACCCACCAAACGCAGCAACCUCAGCAACAGCACUACCAUCAGCAACAGCCGGCCGUUCACCAUCCGCAUAACAACAACAACACACACCCACAGUACAAAUAUACUAACAACAAUAACAACAACGUGGUUCCAGCGUCUGCUCCCGGUAACGCCCUCUACCCCAUGUCCAGGCUGAUGUAUGUGUCCCCCUUAACGCCGCCCAAUUCGGAACCGGGUUCGCCUGGCGGCGCGCUGCCCCGGCGGACGCCACCGCCUCCAUACCCCGCCCCCGGUUGCCCGCCUCCCCAACAACAGCCCCCGCCGCCCGCGAGCACUGUACCCCGAAUAUCCGUGGGGGUAAAAUACAAUAGGCGAAACAACCCGGAAUUGGAGAAAAGGCGGAUACACCAUUGCGAUUUUAUUGGUUGUACUAAAGUCUACACCAAAAGCUCACAUCUGAAGGCGCAUCAAAGGAUUCAUACAGGAGAGAAACCCUACCAGUGCCAGUGGCCAGAGUGCGAGUGGAGAUUCGCGCGGUCGGACGAGCUCACCCGCCAUUACAGGAAACACACGGGGGCGAAACCGUUCAAAUGCGGCGUGUGCGAGAGAUCAUUCGCGCGUUCUGAUCAUCUCGCACUCCACAUGAAGCGUCACUUGCCGAAGACCGCAAAAUGAGACGCGGCGAUAGCUUUAGAAAGAAUUUCCAUAUUUUUACCGUAAUAUUUAUAGAGGCGCGCGCGCGGCCAAACAUUCCAACCUCAAUCUGUAGUUAAUUUUGCGUGCGCGCCUGCGCCGUCGCGACGUGGCCGUGUGGAUCUCAAUUGACGUAAAGGACCGUGAUACUACCCGAGCGGGUAGCGUGCGAGAAGUAGAAAAUUGCGUUUUCUUUUAGAAACGUAGGGCCCUUUUAUGGUGUACUUAAAGAUUUGUAUUUUUAAUACGGUUUUAAAGAAUUUUAUAGGUUUUUACGCUUCGUUUGACUAGGGGUUCGGAAGAGCGGUUGAAAUAAAAUAGGAAAGUAUGACGCCAUUUCGUAAAAAAAAGUGUUGUAGCCAUCCUGCUUUUGUCAUAUACUUUCAACUGUUUGCACCUGUAACCCUACUAGUUAGUACUAGGUUGAACGGUAUUUUCACUUGUGAUUUUUUCGUAGAAGAAAUUAGGUUUUAUUCUUGAACUACGAAAUGUCAAAUGUCAUUGACUAAUAAAAAAUAUUUAUUUUUUACCAUAUCUAUCGCGGCCAAUGUUCAUGAUUAAAUGGAUCGAUUCCGUUUUAAUAUCACGCCGAGUCGGAAGUUAUAUUUUGUUUUAUAUAUUUUGUAAAUUGUAUAAGUUUCUGGUUGUGACAUAUUUGUUAUGUAAUUUAUACGCUAGGGUAGAGCGAGCGCUAGCAUGGCGCCGGCUGUUUUGUAAAUUUGUUUCAAAACUGUAAUUCUGACAUUGCCAUUUUUUAACUCUUAUGUAUUUACCCCUGACUAUAAUGUGAUUUUUUUUAUAGAGUAUAUAUUUGCCCUAACGGCCUUUAUUAAAGAAAUAUUAUAUUAUCACGUGCGUUUCGUGACAAGUUACCAAAUAUGUACACUGAAUGUUUAAUAAUUAUUAUUUUGUACAUAGAGAAAAAUCAAAUUUGACUAGGUGUCCUAGUCAGGUAUACUUUCAAUAACAAUUGUAAAUUGUAAUUAAUUAAUUUAGUCCGAGAAACGUCAAAGCUGCUAUGGAUUCCGUUGUUUACUGAAUAAUAUUUAUAUCUUUAAAAAGUAAAUAGCUGUGUAGACAAAAGAGUUAAACACCAAUUUUUAUUAACAUUAAAUACUUGUACUUUAUUUUUUAUUUAUGUAAUGAAUAGAGCAAGCUAGAUAGUACACAUAAAAUGUAAUUAGAAAUCUUGUUUCCUCUUUUUUAAUUUUGUAUUUUACUUUAAUACAUUUUUAUUUUU